Molecule: messenger RNA, 2170 nt
Organism: Arvicola amphibius (Eurasian water vole)
Lineage: Eukaryota; Metazoa; Chordata; Mammalia; Rodentia; Cricetidae
Gene: F2rl1
Product: F2R like trypsin receptor 1
Exons: 2
Coding region: 77-1264 (395 amino acids)
Biological process (GO): thrombin-activated receptor signaling pathway; phospholipase C-activating G protein-coupled receptor signaling pathway; positive regulation of Rho protein signal transduction
Cellular component (GO): membrane
Molecular function (GO): thrombin-activated receptor activity
Source: RefSeq, a predicted model, not a curated record
UUCCCGGGUUAGGGGAAGGGGACCCGGAGUUCCGAGUUUGGAACCAGUGGCGCCCGACGUCAGGGCUGCUGCGAGGAUGCGAAGGCUAAGCCUGGCGUGGCUCCUGGGAGGCGUCAUCCUUCUGGCGGCCUCGGUCUCCUGCAACCGGACCUUCCAAGGACCCAAUAGUAAAGGAAGAAGUUUAAUCGGCAGAUUGAACACCCCCCCUCCAGACUCUAGGAAAGGGGUUACAGUAGAGCCCGGCUUUUCCAUUGAUGAGUUCUCCACAUCCGUCCUCACUGGGAAGCUGACUACUGUCUUUCUUCCGGUCAUCUACAUCAUUGUAUUUGUGAUUGGUUUGCCCAGCAAUGGCAUGGCCCUCUGGGUUUUUCUUUUCCGGACCAAGAAAAAACACCCUGCUGUGAUAUACAUGGCCAAUCUGGCUCUGGCCGACCUCCUCUCUGUCAUCUGGUUCCCCCUGAAGAUUGCCUACCACCUGCAUGGCAACAACUGGACCUAUGGGGAUGCCCUUUGCAAGGUGCUGAUUGGCUUUUUCUAUGGCAACAUGUACUGCUCCAUCCUCUUCAUGACUUGCCUCAGCGUGCAGAGGUACUGGGUGAUAGUAAACCCCAUGGGACACUCCAGGAAGAGGGCAAACAUUGCCGUUGGUCUCUCCCUGGCAAUCUGGCUCCUGAUUUUUCUGGUCACCAUCCCCUUGUAUGUCAUGGACCAGACCGUCUAUAUUCCAGCCCUGAACAUCACCACCUGCCAUGAUGUGCUACCUGAGGAGGUAUUGGUGGGGGACAUGUUCAAUUACUUCCUCUCCCUGGCCAUUGGAGUCUUUCUGUUCCCAGCCUUACUUACUGCCUCUGCCUACGUACUCAUGAUCAAAACCCUCCGUUCUUCCGCCAUGGAUGAGCACUCAGAGAAGAAAAGGCGGAGGGCUAUCCGACUCAUCAUCACUGUCCUGGCCAUGUACUUCAUCUGCUUCGCUCCUAGCAACCUCCUGCUGGUCGUGCACUAUUUCCUCAUUAAAAGCCGGGGCCAGAGCCACGUCUACGCCCUGUACCUGGUCGCCCUCUGCCUCUCGACCCUCAACAGCUGCAUCGACCCCUUUGUCUACUACUUUGUAUCCCAAGAUUUCAGGGAUCAGGCAAAAAACGCGCUCCUCUGUCGAAGCGUCCGCACCGUCAACCGCAUGCAAGUCUCCCUCACCUCCAGCAAGUUCUCCAGGAAAUCCAGCUCUUACGCUUCUAGUUCAACCAGCGUUAAAACCUCCUAUUGAGCGGCAUCUGAGGAUGGCGAGCCUGCUUCAUGGUGCGUGUGCGAGGGGCGGGGAUGCCGUGACAUGGGGCUGUUGUUUUCUAACCAUGCUGGUCUCAGCACUGACCACAAGCAUGGGUGCCAGUAUCAGAAUUCUGCUCCUCUGAUGGAUGUCCCGGAAACUCAACGACCCGAGAGAAAACUACUUUGUGGGAGUGAUGAAAUCCAGCUACACCCAGGAGUUAAACCCGGCAAGAAGACUAAGUUUCUACCUGAAACAAUUUCUUCUCCAUCUGGGGCCGGAGACCCUCAUACAGCUCCAGGCUGGUUGACUGACUUUUCCCAUGCAAUGUGGAGACUGUGACUGAGUUCUAACCCGCCACAGUGAGCUUGCUCUGAACAGCAGAAUCCAGAUGUCCAGUGGUUACAUUCUUGCUUCAUUUCAUCAGAGCCCCCGAGGAUCUUGUUCAGCAUGCAGGUCCCUCAGCUUCAGUAACCAGAGCUCAGAUAGGAGGUGGCGGCCGUGAUAUCUACAAACCUUAGUGAUGUUUACCUGCACAGAACCAUGGAGCCGAGUGCUGCUUCUGCUCACUGGGGCAGUGAUGUUUGAAAAGAAAAACCAAUAUUUGCCUGUUGGUUUAUUGAAAUUUUCAGUUCCUUUAUUAUUCCUUUGUAGCUUUGUAUGUCUUAUUAGUCAAGAAAAAGAGAAUGAGGAUAGUAAACAUGUAAAUACAAAUUUUGUAUAAUUUUUUUUACUUACAUCAUUGUGGGUAAUGGAAUAUUUUACAAAUAGCAUUGACCACGUAGUAUUUUUUUAAGUCACUUUUAAAAAUUGUAUCAUGCGAACAGUUUUCAUGAUAACGCCUCAUCAUAGCCUCAGUUCCUCUCCUGCUCAAUCAUGUUCACUCCCCCCACACCUCCUUUUCCU